Molecule: messenger RNA, 906 nt
Organism: Raphanus sativus (radish)
Lineage: Eukaryota; Viridiplantae; Streptophyta; Magnoliopsida; Brassicales; Brassicaceae
Product: 60S ribosomal protein L11-1
Exons: 5
Coding region: 136-684 (182 amino acids)
Biological process (GO): translation
Cellular component (GO): ribosome; cytosolic large ribosomal subunit
Molecular function (GO): RNA binding; structural constituent of ribosome
Source: RefSeq, a predicted model, not a curated record
CCCAAGGGCUUUGCAACUUUGGCCCAUUAUAGUUUAAGAAACCCUAGUUCCGUCCAAUAUAACUCAUUUCUCUUCAUACCCGACGCAGCUUCGUUUCCACAACUCUCUGUUAGUUCGAUUGUUGAUCUACUUCAAAUGGCGUCGGAGAAGAAGCUAUCGAACCCCAUGAGGGACAUUAAGGUCCAAAAACUUGUUCUUAACAUCUCCGUUGGUGAGAGUGGUGAUCGUCUCACUCGUGCCUCCAAGGUUUUGGAACAGCUCAGUGGACAAACCCCUGUUUUCUCAAAGGCAAGGUACACUGUGAGGUCUUUUGGUAUCAGGCGUAACGAAAAGAUUGCGUGCUAUGUUACUGUGAGAGGUGACAAGGCAAUGCAGCUUCUUGAGAGUGGUUUGAAAGUUAAGGAGUAUGAGCUUCUCAGGAGGAACUUCAGUGACACUGGUUGCUUUGGAUUCGGUAUCCAAGAGCACAUUGAUCUUGGUAUCAAGUAUGAUCCUUCUACGGGUAUCUACGGAAUGGACUUCUAUGUAGUUCUUGAACGUCCAGGAUACCGUGUGGCUCGUCGACGCAGGUGCAAGGCUCGUGUUGGCAUCCAACACAGAGUGACUAAGGAUGAUGCAAUGAAAUGGUUCCAAGUUAAGUAUGAAGGAGUUAUCCUCAACAAGUCUCAGAACAUCACUGGCUAAACUAAAACUUGAAUCUUCAUAGAUUUUUUGUUGAUUCUAGCUUUUGUUUUUUUUAAGUUGUCAUCUUUACGAUUUCUGGAUAUUUAAGAAUCGCUUGUUCUAGUAAAACCUCUUUUUGACGUCAGUGGGGUAGAAAUUAAUUUCCAGAACCUUCUUUUAUGUUUACCAUCUAUGUCGUUUAAUUUUCCAAGAACCUUCUUAAUCGACAUGUCAUUUAUGUUU